Vitis vinifera (wine grape) is the source of this 3395-nucleotide messenger RNA. RefSeq lists its product as uncharacterized. Bases 93 to 2990 code for a protein of 965 amino acids. NCBI's taxonomy places the organism in Eukaryota, Viridiplantae, Streptophyta, Magnoliopsida, Vitales, Vitaceae. The transcript is spliced from 6 exons. Gene Ontology annotation, molecular function: zinc ion binding. The record is from RefSeq and is a predicted model, not a curated record.
CGCCUCUACUCAAAACUGAGAAGAAAAAGAUUAGCAGAACCACAAACCUCAGCCGAAGCUGCUCUCUCUCGUCGCUUCUUCAAUCUGCUCAGAUGGCCAGAUGGGAUGAGAUUUUAUCCCUCCCUGUGCAGAAUCCUCCAACCUUGGAGUUCUCUUCUGCUGAAAUUGUGUGGUCUAAGGUGGAAGGUUGGCGGGACAAUAUAGAUAGAGUGGCUCUAAUACCCUUUGCCAGAGUGGAUGAUUUUGUGAGGGGUGAAUCUGCAAAUAAAGACUGUCCAACAAGAUUUCAUGUUGAAGCAAGGAGGAGGCGGCCUCCAGAGAUGCCUUACAAGCCAAAAGUUGAUGGCAUUUUGGAAUACAUUCUGUAUUGGUGUUCCUUUGGCCCAGAUGACCACCGGAAAGGUGGUAUUGUACGACCCAGUAGGAGUACUUAUGUCCCAAAGAAGAAAUCUGCUGGUCGACCAAAUACAAAGAGAGGGUGCACCUGCCACUUUAUUGUGAAACGAUUAAUUGCUGAGCCAUCAGUGGCACUUAUAAUAUAUAAUCAAGAUAAGCAUGUGGAUAAGAAAGGGUUGCCAUGCCAUGGCCCACAGGACAAGAAGGCUGCUGGAACACGUGCUAUGUUUGCCCCAUACAUCUCUGAGGAUCUCCGUCUCCGUGUCUUGUCUCUGCUACAUGUCGGGGUUUCUGUGGAAACCAUAAUGCAAAGACACAGUGAAUCAGUGAAGAGACAGGGAGGGCCGUGCAACCGUGAUGACCUUCUAACCCACAGAUAUGUUAGAAGACAGGAGAGGAGCAUCAGACGUUCUACUUACGAAUUGGACACAGAUGAUGCAAUCAGCAUCAGAAUGUGGGUUGAAAGCCACCAGAGUCAUGUUUUCUUCUAUCAGGAUUUCUCUGAUUCUGAACCUUUUACUUUGGGUAUUCAAACAGAGUGGCAGUUGCAACAGAUGAUUCGUUUUGGUAAUCGCAGCCUAGUUGCUUCUGAUUCUAGAUUUGGAUCAAACAAAUUGAAGUAUCCAAUUCACAGUCUUAUCGUGUUCAACUCAGACAAGAAGGCCAUCCCAGUUGCUUGGAUAAUAUCACCAAUAUUUUCCAGUGGGGAUGCACACAAAUGGAUGAGGGCUCUUUACAAUAGAGUUCAUACAAAAGAUCCAACAUGGAAGCUGGCUGGAUUCAUAGUGGAUGAUCCUUUAGCUGAUGUCCUCACAAUCAGAGAAGUGUUUCAGUGCUCUGUAUUGAUAUGCUUUUGGAGGGUUCGUCAUGCAUGGCAUAAAAACUUGGUAAAGAAGUGUUCAGGAAUUGAGAUGCGUGCUGAGAUAUCGAGACAGCUUGGGCAGGCAGUUUCCAAAGUCUGCAGAGGACAUGCGACAGUGGGUGUGUUUGAGGAUAUCAUGGAAGAUCUUGUUGAUAGCUCUGAUUUCAUGGAUUAUUUCAAGGCGAUCUGGUAUCCUAGAAUGGGGGUGUGGAUCUCUGCACUGCAAACUCUUCCACUUGCCAGCCAGGAGACGUGUGCAGCAAUGGAGUUCUACCACAACCAACUGAAGCUCAGGUUGUUAAAUGAGAAGGAACCUAGUGUUUAUCAGCGAGCUGAUUGGUUGAUUGAUAAGUUGGGUACGAAAGUGCAUUCCUACUUCUGGCUUGAUGAAUAUUCAGGAAAGGAUGAUUUCUCACGAUAUUGGAGAGAUGAGUGGGUGAGUGGUUUAACAUCUUGGCGCAAAGCAUUGAAGAUUCCAGAUUCUGAUGUUGUCUUGGAAAGGAGAUUUGCAAAGGUUAUUGAUCAGCAGGAUCAGGAUAGAGCGCAUAUUGUAUGGAACCCUGGUUCUGAGUAUGCAAUUUGUGACUGCGGUUGGGCAGAAAUGGGAAACCUGUGUGAACAUGUGUUCAAAGUUAUUAGCGUAUGUCGCAAUAAUGGGUCUUCUAUGUCAUCUAUCAGCCUAUUUCAGUACAAGCAAGCUUUAAUCAAUAUGCUAAACUGCCCACCCAAUGAUUCUUUGAUUCGUGAUCAUGCUGUUUCUUUAGCAGUUCAUGUGCAGAUACAGUUAAAUACGUUAGUUGAUCCAGAAAGUAGCCAGACUAUUGUAGAUGUCAAUAAGCAACAACACAAUGGGGUAGCAUCUGCUGAUCAACAGAGGGAUAUAGUACAAGAAAGCAAUUGUCCUAAGGAGAAUGUAUCAUCUUCUAGGGAGAGUGGUGAUAGUGUUGGACAUGAGGGUCCUGGUGGUAUUGGAGGUGUUUUGGGUGGUGAUUUGAUUGAUAAGGUAGCUAGUGGAGAAGGCUAUUGUGGUGAGACUGCUGGAGAUGAAAUUCCUUGUUCGGAUAUGGAUGUUGAUCCGUCAUCCAUCUGUAACCCGCCGUCUGGAUUAUUUUCUCUUGAUGGACUGGUGUCUAGUGAUAUUUUCUCAGAGAAUGGAGAGAGAUGUUUGGUUGAUGCAGAGCUAGAUAUGCCUGAGAACCAUCCUUCUGAAGGUGAUGCUUUUACAAUUCGAAAUGGGUUUGAAGAUGAUGAUUCGGACACCCCUCUGCUAAACAUGAUGGAUAUGGAGCCACAUAUCCAUUCGCAAAUGGUGGAGUCUCCAGAGGAAUGCAACAUGAUCCAUCAAAAUGGUGAUUGCAGCGAGAAUGCAGGGCCAUUGAUUGUUUCUAACACAGUGGAUGGCAAUCCUCAAUUCAGUGAGACCUUCCCACCCUCAAUAUCCAAGCCUUCACCUGUUGAGGUACAUCCAGUUGAUAUGGUUGAAACUUCAGGUGUCACAGAGGACAAAGAAAGGACAGAUCUGGAAAUCGAGAGAAGCCUGAGUAAGAACCUACCCUUGACUGAUAAUGCUGUUCCAUUAAAUGGGGUUCAAGAUAUCUUAGCAAAUGAUGCAGAUAAAGUUGGCAGCAAAAUAUCUGAAUGCCCAGAAUCAUCACAAAACUACUUGUCAAAGUCAGGUGAUGGGGAACAAAAACAAGAGACACUGCCUGUAGCUAGUGAAACAGUUUCUUGAGAGAACCCAUCAUCUACUGCUGAAUCUUUUAUGGUUAGGAGUGAAUCUCUAAAGAGCACUGAAGAUGGUGAUUGACAAGGUAAGGAAAUCAGGGGGUGGAAAGAAGCAUCACAGGAGAGUCGUCUGCACCAACUAGAUGCUACCAUGGUGACUGUCUGAAGGCUUAGAAUUGUUUCUUUGAUGUAUAUACACCUUUUUUUUUUUUCUCAUUUUGAAGCAUCUGAAAAGCCUUAACCCCAAAAGAGGUUAAGGUGUUAGGGAAUGGAUAAAUUAUAUUUAGUGUGGAAAUUUUCAGGUGCCUAUUAAUUUGAAUAUUGGAAAACACAGUGCCUUGUUAGUUUGAUUUCUUAUACAGCUUGUUAUGGUCCUACCCCACCAAAAGGAUGAGUUAAAAUGAGUUCAGUU